Messenger RNA from Mangifera indica (mango), 2005 nucleotides. RefSeq names its product MLO-like protein 1. The transcript has 14 exons. Gene Ontology annotation, biological process: defense response. Bases 262 to 1812 code for a protein of 516 amino acids. Gene Ontology annotation, cellular component: membrane. NCBI's taxonomy places the organism in Eukaryota, Viridiplantae, Streptophyta, Magnoliopsida, Sapindales, Anacardiaceae. The record is from RefSeq and is a predicted model, not a curated record.
AGACCUCUAAUUUAAAGUCACCACAUUUGAACCGCGCCGCGGAUGGACUGGGUUGGGGUCCUCCGCUAGUUUCUUUAUAUAUUACUAUAUUCUCUUGUUCAACAACUUCUGCACAAUCAAAAACUUCACCAGUUGCUCACUGUCUUUCACAUCCAUUCCAUAUUCAGACAGACUCUCACAAGACAAGACAGGAAGUGUUAGAUAUUGCGUUCUUCGGAAAACACAAGACACAAGUUUGAGAGAGAGAGAGAGACACAACUCAUGGCAGAAGGAGGAACAACAUUGGAGUACACUCCGACGUGGGUUGUUGCUGUCGUCUGCAGUAUCAUCGUCAUCAUCUCUCUCUUCGUCGAACGCCUUAUCCAUUAUCUUGGCAAGUUUUUGAAGAGAAAGAAGCAGAAGCCUCUUUUCGAAGCCUUGCAAAAGAUCAAAGAAGAGUUGAUGCUGUUGGGGUUCAUUUCGCUGUUACUAACCGUGUUUCAAGGAAGUAUUGCCAAAAUCUGCAUUCCAAAGGACUUAGCUGAUAAAUGGAUGCCUUGCGAUAAGCCUGAAGAAAGCAACAAUGUUUCAACUACUUCCCAUUAUCAGUCCUUCUUUUUCUCCUUCAUUUCACCUCAUGGCACCGGCCGUCGGCUUCUGACUGAGGCUUCUAAUACUUCUGAAGAAUACUGCAGUGCUGAUAAGGGAAAGGCUCCUCUGUUAUCUAACACAGCAUUGCACCAUCUUCACAUUUUCAUCUUUGUCCUAGCUGUUGCACAUGUGACUUUCUGUGCUUUAACCAUUCUUUUUGGAGGAGCAAAGAUUCGUCAAUGGAAACACUGGGAGUAUUCUGUUUCAAUGGAGGAAUAUGAUGCAGAAGAAGCUCUUAAAACAAAGUAUACCUUUGUCCGUGAGCAUGAUUUCAUCAAGAGAAACUUUCGAGGUGUGGGGAAAAGUGCUUUUCUAGGUUGGUUGCACUCAUUUUUCAAGCAAUUUUAUGGAUCUGUAAACAAAUCAGAUUAUACCACUCUGAGAUUAAGCUUCAUUAUGAACCAUUGCAGGGGAAACCCAAAGUUUGACUUUCACAAGUACAUGAUCCGUGCCCUUGAAUCCGAUUUCAAGAAAGUUGUUGGAAUAAGCUGGUAUCUUUGGUUGUUUGUAGUCCUUUUCCUCUUGCUGAAUGUUCACGGUUGGCAUGCCUAUUUCUGGAUAGCCUUCAUUCCUGUCAUUCUUCUACUUGCUGUGGGCACUAAGCUAGAGCAUGUAAUCAGCCAAAUGGCCCAUGAGGUUGCUGAUAAACAUGUGGCCAUUGAAGGAGACUUGGUAGUUAAACCUUCAGAUCAUCACUUCUGGUUUAACAGGCCACGCCAUGUUCUCUUGCUCAUUCAUGUCAUCCUAUUCCAAAAUUCUUUUGAAAUUGCAGUUUUCUUCUGGAUUUGGAUUCAAUAUGGUUUUGACUCCUGCAUCAUGGGACGAAUUGCUUUCAUCAUUCCAAGACUCGUCAUCGGGGCAUUUGUUCAGUUUCUUUGCAGCUAUAGUACCCUACCACUUUAUGCACUUGUCACACAGAUGGGAAGUUCAUUUAGCAAAGCUAUAUUUGAUGAAAAUGUGCAACAAGGACUUGUUGGAUGGGCUAAGCAGGCAAAAAAGAACAUAGGCUUGAAGAAGGCUGCCAACAAUGGCUCUACCCAUGUGUGGCAGAAGCAGACUUCUCCCAUUGCAGUUCAAUUGGCAAAAGUCAGUGAUGACCAGAUGCAAUCUAAAAUGCAAGAGGGCAAUAAUGAAGGAGAAAUUACGCCAGAAAGAAAUGGAUGCAAUGGAGCCCACAAAUGAAGAGCCUAAUUGCCAUGUUGAUCUCCCCUGAAGCUAUGGCUUAAAACUCAGUCAAUGCUUUCACAGUAUAUAUGUAGCUAAUUGAAAAAAGAAAAGUUUUCUCAAAAUAUUGUAUGCUAAUUUUCUAAAUUAAGAAAGAAAAUUUAAACUCAAAAGUAUAAAGGGUGUCUACAAAUUAUUCCAUUCUUAUUAA